This is a messenger RNA of Cladocopium goreaui, 1839 nucleotides long. Lineage: Eukaryota; Dinophyceae; Suessiales; Symbiodiniaceae. The record is from the annotation of a GenBank genome assembly.
AUGCACCGCAGUUUGAGAUUGGUCAAGGAAAAAGAGGCUGCGCCUUGGGUAGAUACCGCUGUGCCGUAUCUUGUCGAAGGACGGUGUCCCUCAGUGGGAUGGACUCUGCAGUGGGAGCAGAGCAUCCCGUACCACAAGCGGUACCUGGCAGGGCCAAAGCUUGUGGCCGAGCUGAGUGGCCCAGCCAGAAAACAUGUGACUGGGAAGCGACCAGAGUGGCUUUCCUACGAUGGUGGGGUGUCGCACUUAUUGCGCCACCUGAGAGACUGCUUAGGGAGGCCAACCAUCCCUGAAAUGACUGACUACUUGAACAAGUACUUCCGAAUGAGCCGGAGGAAGCGGUUUGAGACCAUGAACUCCUACAUCACUCGGAAGGUGGAAGUAUACCACCGUGCCCGCCAGUCCUUGUCAAAGGUGCAGAAACACUACGCCCAUCAUCAACAUGAUGAUCAGUGGUGGCAAACCCCAGCCUGGCGCUCUUGGCGCUCAUGGGAUUGGCAGGGACGCAGUUGGCGCUCCAACCAGUCUCAGUCUCAGAAUGGAAGUGAGGCCCCAGCGAGCCCUGAAGCCGAUGGAGCAGGUGGCCAACCGGAAGAAGAAGAAGAAGAACAAUGGUAUGAUGCUCCCAGCACGCCCUAUGAGGAGUCAGCUUCAUGGCACUACUCAGCCUCACGGCAUGCGACAAGUGAAGAUGAGCCAUGGAAACUUCACACAGAAGAGCUCUUGCCUGAGUUCCUGCAGGGCUGGUACCUCCUAGCUGACGCUGGGUUGGAUAGCACGGAAAAGAACAUGAUCCAAACAGCCUUGCAGGAUGAUUACACCGUCCAAAGGGUGUCCCGUGAACUUCGUCUUCAGUGGCCUGACGAAGACCUCAAGCGCCGUGACCAGCAGUCCAAGUUCGCAGGCUUCUGGAAUGAGGACUAUGAGUUUGCGGAUGACGACGUCGACGAAAAGGAGAAGGCCAUGAUCAUGUCCGAGCUCAACGACGAGGGCAUGGUGCUGUAUGGUGAAGCUGAGAAGGAAGUCCAAGAGGCCUAUGCCAUGAUCCAGAAUGGUCGUCGGACACUCAAAGAAGCUCGUGCUCGCCAGCAUCAAGUACGACUUAGCCGCCAGUACUACCGCACCAGUGGUGGUCGCAACUACAGCAAUGGUCAUGGCCCACCUCAGACACAAGCACCUCGUGCUGCGGGAGACCCAGUAUGUCUACGCUGUGGAAAAGCUCACCGCACCUCAGAAUGCCCUGACAAGACUAGGCCUGACACAGGCCAUGCCAAUGUGGUUGAAGAAGCACCUUUUGUCUGCUUCACCGAGGAGUCUGCGAUGACCGCAAUGGCUGCCAGUUCCGAAGCUCGGAGCACUCAGGAAGCAGUUCGGGCCGGAUGUGCUGUCAUAGAUGGUGGCGCAACGCGCACUUUGGGAAGUGUGGAAGCUAUCCAGGCAGUGAUGGACCUGAACGCCUCCAAACAUGGAGAUCAACGCUUGAAGGGCGUGGAUGUGAACAACCGACCUCUGUUUGGUUUUGGCAACUCAUCGCAGGAUCGCUGCGUCUCCACCGCCAAUUUGGGGGUGACUGCCAACCAGAAACCUGGACUCCUCCAGGUGCAUGCACUGGACCGAGGAAGUGGUCCCAUCCUCCUGUCCAUCCAGACCUUGCGGUCCCUGAAGGCCGUGAUUGACUUUGAAGCUGACCUGCUGGUACUGAGAGGCUUAGAUGACACUAAGGUGAUUCCUCUUGAAAGAUCGGCAGCAGGACACCAGCUCAUCUCGCUGACCGAUGAUUUGUUUCAGAAAGCUCACACCUGCAAGAGUCGGGUGCCAAGCCUUCGGGAUUACCUCUAG